Cherax quadricarinatus is the source of this 1095-nucleotide messenger RNA. The record is from RefSeq and is a predicted model, not a curated record. NCBI's taxonomy places the organism in Eukaryota, Metazoa, Arthropoda, Malacostraca, Decapoda, Parastacidae.
GGAGUAAUAACGUUAACUAGCUCAGUCGUUUCUAUAGUUUACAUCAUUGGUCUACCCUACUAUUGGCAGAAAUCACCGAUACUCUCCUGUUUUCUAAUUGUACUAGGACACUGGUUGUUAAUAAUGGCAGCAAUUACUGACCCAGGUACACCUCCAAAGGGAAUUUUAAUCAUUGAAGCAGUAAGUGUUUGUAAAAAAUGUAUAGCACCGAAGUCACCUCGCACACAUCAUUGCUCGGUGUGUAACUGCUGCAUUCUCAAGAUGGAUCAUCACUGCCCUUGGCUCAACAACUGUGUGGGGAACUUUAACCACCGUUAUUUCUAUAUGUAUAUGGUAUAUAUGACAUUGGGGACAAUUUUCAUCAUAACACUUGGUUUUGAAAUAGCAUACAGUGAAAUAUGGCUAGGUGGAGAAAUGGGUGUAGGAUUAAGUGAUGCCCUGGAUUUGGUGACGAACGACAGUACCCCCCAGGAGCAGGAUGAGUUAGAAGGCUACCCAGUAAGGAUCAACGGCACUCACAUGAUGCCUGUGGUGCACAUUUCUGCCUUGGUGGACUGGCCACUUGGCAUGGAAGACUAAUAUCAAGAGGAGAGACCAGCAUUGAAGCUGACAUCAACCAAAGGGAGACUGAAAGAUUAGCAAAAAUCAACCAAGAACAUUGUAGGAGCAGAGAUCAUCAUAGAUCAUUGAUGGACCUAUGAACUGGAAAACAAAGUCUUCCUGAAAACCAACAAUGAUGAAAAGACAAUAAAAUGACCGCAGCAAUCUUCACCUGAUCACAUGAAGGUCGCUGCCUCAACAAAAGUCAACUAGAGGAAAGAACUGUAUGGUAUGCAUGUGUUUGUAUAGUCAAAUCUCCUUUAAGACAUAGAAAUGUGUCCCAUUGAAGCAUCUAACUUCAGGAAUAAUAGACCCUACUGCUUAACAAUUUUGUUAAAACCAAGGAUUACACUGACUAUUAAAGUCUAUAUAGUUGUCUGGGGGAUGAUGGUUCUCUUGGAACAUGCUGUGUUUUAGCAUCAUUGUAUUAAAUUGUAGAUGCAGUUCUGAGCCCACUGCAAGAAUGCAAACUUCUUCUCUUAUGCCUCGUAAAUC